GCGGACUACAAUUCCCAGCAGGCUGUGAGAGAAGGCGCUCCUUUUUUUUGUUGUUGGAGUUGUUGACGAGAGAGGAAGAUGACAGACGGAAAGGGCGGAGUGAGCGUGGAAGGAAGGGACGUGUCCUUCCGCCACCUGUGAGGAGAAGCCCCGGGAACCGUCAGCGAAGCCAUGGAGCUUGAGACGAUGAGCAGAUACACCAGCCCAGUGAAUCCCGCUGUCUUUCCACACCUCACUGUGGUGCUGCUGGCCAUUGGAAUGUUCUUCACCGCCUGGUUCUUCGUAUAUGAAGUGACGUCCACUAAGUACACCCGGGACAUUUAUAAGGAACUGCUCAUCUCUCUGGUGGCUUCACUCUUUAUGGGCUUUGGGGUACUCUUCUUACUGCUAUGGGUCGGAAUCUAUGUGUGACAGAAAGCUGAGAGCUGUUUCAGGAUCCAGAAGCCUUACUGCAGCUCCUUUUUUAUUUUUGUACUUAAUGUGGCUCUCUGCAGUUGUGGACUGGUGUAUCAUCUUGACUUCUUGUAGCCUGGAGUGUCACAUCAGACCAAUAAAGUUGACUCUGAUGAGCUGAA
Molecule: messenger RNA, 575 nt
Organism: Rhineura floridana
Lineage: Eukaryota; Metazoa; Chordata; Lepidosauria; Squamata; Rhineuridae
Gene: TMEM258
Product: transmembrane protein 258
Exons: 4
Coding region: 172-411 (79 amino acids)
Biological process (GO): protein N-linked glycosylation
Cellular component (GO): membrane-bounded organelle
Source: RefSeq, a predicted model, not a curated record